Molecule: messenger RNA, 297 nt
Organism: Merops nubicus (carmine bee-eater)
Lineage: Eukaryota; Metazoa; Chordata; Aves; Coraciiformes; Meropidae
Gene: ENSA
Product: endosulfine alpha
Exons: 2
Cellular component (GO): cytoplasm
Molecular function (GO): protein phosphatase inhibitor activity
Source: RefSeq, a predicted model, not a curated record
GACAUACAAGAGAAGGAAACCAUCACCCCUGAAAGAGCAGAAGAGGCAAAACUGAAGGCCAAAUACCCUAAUUUAGGCCAGAAGCCAGGAGGCUCUGACUUUCUCAUGAAGAGACUGCAGAAAGGGCAAAAAUACUUUGAUUCUGGUGACUACAACAUGGCCAAGGCAAAGAUGAAGAACAAGCAGCUGCCAAGUGCGGGGCCCGACAAGAACCUGGUGACAGGAGAUCACAUCCCCACGCCGCAAGACCUCCCGCAGAGAAAAUCCUCCCUUGUAACCAGCAAGCUGGCAGGGUAG